Messenger RNA from Elaeis guineensis (African oil palm), 4267 nucleotides. Lineage: Eukaryota; Viridiplantae; Streptophyta; Magnoliopsida; Arecales; Arecaceae. The record is from RefSeq and is a predicted model, not a curated record.
AAGUGAGCGCGCCAAAUGGCGGGCAAAAUCCCCAUUAUUCAAGAAUCGACUCCAUCCCCUGGAAGAACCGAGCGGCACUUCCAUCACCAUCCAAGCCAAGGCAUGGUUUUCCUCCAGCGCAGCGCUCCUCCCAACCCUCGCAAGAGGCCUGCCCCUGUCCCCGGACCCCAACCCGCCUCCUCCGACCCCCACGGCGACCGUAGCCUCCAUCCCACUCCCCCCGCCACUGGCGCCGCCGCCGCCCCCAGGAGCAGCAGUGUCGGCAGCAAAGGUAAAGGCAAGGCGAUCGGAGGAGGAGGAGGAGGAGGAGAGGAGGACCAGCGGCACAUUGGCAACAUGAUCUCGCUGCUCGCCGACGCUGGAUGCACCCUUUGUGUCCCUCACGACGGUCCUCCCUCCCUCCCUGCCGACCCCCACAAGAUCCGCCGCCACCUUGAGAGCCGCUUCUCCUGCGAGCCCUCCCUCCGCUCCCAUUUCCUCUCCGGCUUCUCCUCCUACGUCCAAAACCCACAAAACCUCCGAAGGGUUUUGAUUCCGGCCUCCCAAGACGGCGGCCCAUCAAGAGGGGAGAGCCUAGUGAGGGUUCUCCUCUUGGUGGCGCCAAUCCAGCCCCCGCUCCAGCGGCUGCUCCUUGAGAAGCUCCCAGAGUACUUUGAUGCUGCCGGCGCCGACCAUUUGUCACUCAAUGAUGACGUUGCAAGGCUCAUCAUCAACCAAUUCCGAUGGCUGGAUUUCCUUGUUGAUGCUGAGGGCUUCUCUGAGAAGCUGAUGGAUGUUCUUUCCAUCUCCCCUCCCCAGCUGAAGAAGGAGAUCAUUGGUUCCCUUCCGGAGAUCAUUGGCGACCAGAGCCAUGGCACCGUCGUUGCUGCCCUCGAGCGAAUUCUGCAGGAGGACUCGGAGGUCAUUGUGCCGGUACUCGACUCCUUCUCCGAUCUGAACUUGGAUGACCAGUUGCAGGAGCAGGCUGUCACCGUUGCCAUAUCUUGCAUUAGAACGGUUGAUGGGGAGCACACGCCACAUUUACUUAGGUUCCUACUACUUUCUGCAACCCCGACAAAUGUUAGGAGGAUAAUCUCACAGAUUCGUGAGCAAGUAAAAUUUGUAGGAGUGGUUGAUUCACGAGCUGCCCGGAACAAGAAGCUUAAGGGCAAAUCGCUGGCUCAUAGCACUGAGGCCUCAAUCCUUGACGCUUUGAGAUCAAGUCUUCGAUUUAAAAAUAUUCUUUGUGAGGCUAUUCUGAAAGAGCUGAAGUCUAUUGACCAGCCACGGGACCACAGGGUCAUUGAUGUCUGGUUCCUUAUGCUUAUAUAUGCGAAUGGAGGCUCCCUGCAGAAGAGUGCAGCGAAAAUAUUCAAAAAGAAAAUUGUGGAAGGUAUCUUUCGUGAAGCUCUUUUUGAUCAAUGUAUUCACGGGCACCGAGAAUUAGUAAAGGGCUACUUUUCAUCAUUUCUUUCCGUAAGCGAGUACUUGUUGGGAUGCAAAGAACAACAAGCAAGAGAUUUUGGCAUCCACCUGUACACAUCACUCUUUGAAGAGUUCACUGAUACUUAUUCAAGACAAGAGGUUCUAGGUGCAUUAGUCACACAUAUAGGUUCUGGGGUUGGUUAUGAAGUUAGUUCUGCUUUGGAAACCAUGAUCUUGCUGACAUCAAAGUACUCUGAGGAGCUGAUCCCAAUUUCUUCUCAUAUAAAUGGUAUCUUGGACUACUUGGAAGGAUUUCAUGAGGAUAAUCUUCACAAGGUCUAUAAAGUUUUCUGUCAUUUAGCAUUAUCUGCUCGCUCAAAUGCUAACUCAGUUGGCUCUAAAAUUGCAAAUGAGCUUUUGAUGAUUGUAAGGAAGCAGGUUAGCAAUCCAGAUAAUAAGUACAGAAAGAUGGGAAUAAUUGGAACUUUAAAGAUAGUUUCUACUUUGGGGGACGUAAAUGCUGCAACAAAUUUCUCAUCUUCCCAGAAAUCGAAUUGUGAAGAGGCUCUUGAACUGCUGCAAAUGUCUUUAGACUCGUGCAAAUUGGAGAGAUGGCCCUUAGUCCUUCUAUAUGAUGAACUGAUUGCUUUGUUGGAGCAUAGUACUCUUCAGCCGGCACUUAUUGAGAGGAUUGGCAAGCAUGUUGGGGAGUUUGAGUCACUGUUUCUGGCUGAUCUUGAGGGAGGCCAGUUACCGUUGAAGGACUUAUCCAAUGAUAUAGAAGGAUACUUGUGGAUGAAUUUGGAUGGGGAUCUAUCUCCUUUAUGCCUGAAUAUCUUGUCAUUGCUUUCCUCUUCCUUGCAACAAUGUUCAUCCUCUUUGCAAAUUCUUCCUUGUCAGUUUUCAUUAUUAUCCACUAUUGAAAGGUUGACAAAUCAAGGAUCUCUUGGUGGUAUUGAUGCACUUCUUGGUUGUCCUUUGCAUCUUCCUUCUCCUAAGUAUCUGGUUGGACCUCAUUGGAAGAAGCUGACAGGAAAGCAGAAAAAGAUAGUGUGCUUAUCACUUUAUUAUGCCAUCAAUUGGAUGAGGGAGUUGCUUAGUGCCUUUAGCACACAAGUUGCUGGUAGAGUUGACUGUAUAACACAGGCUACAAAGGAUGAGACAUUGGCCAAGCUAUUGAAGCGUUUAAGAAACCUGGUUUUAAUGGAGGGCUUACUGAAUGCUUCCCUCAAGUCUUUCCCUCUAUCUUUACCUGAACUCCACUAUUUCAUGGUGAAUUAUGGAUCACCUCUUUUAAGCAAGCAUGAUCAUUCCAAGCAACAGGAAAAGAGAAGUGCAGAAAGCACUUCUCCAAACAAGAGAAAACGAAAAAAAGAUUUAGCCUCAGAAAAGCUGGAUCCCAAUGGAAAGCUCAAGCAGCCAACAAUAAUGGAUGCACUGAAAAGAGCAGGUGCAGUUAUAAGUCAAGAUGCCUUAAAUGGGAGUUCCCCAGGACCAUCAUCUAAGGUGAAAAUAUGCUGUGAUCAUGAGGCCAUGGAUUCUAAUGAAUUUGGGCUUGUAGAUAUAUCAGCAGCACCAUUGACUUUGGAAUCACAACGAUUCAAAUUCAGACCUCUACAUGUUGGCUGUCUGUCUAUGUUAACCUUCUCUGAGACCCAAGAUUCCUGUUGUUCUGACCCUGCAGCUGAGCUGCCAUUGCAUCUGUACCUUCUCCGAGAUUUUCACACUAAGCUGGAUUAUUUAAAUCCUCCAAGCAAACAGUUUGCAUCUGCUUGCUUGGUAAAGGCUCCACCUGGUUACUGCAGAAUGAAAACAAGUGAGUUUUUGUGCAAGAUUAGACCAGUGUUUAGAAGCCUAAGGAGACACUUAGAUUGUGCAUUUUCGAUUCUUAAAGAUGGCUCCGACACCUGCCAAGAUCACUGGAAGUCUCACUCCUCCUCUGCUGGAAACCCAGAUAUACCAUAUCUAGUGGCUUCAAAAUCUUCUGUUGCUAGUUCUGUGUUUAGAGAAGUUCUUUGCUGCUACAGCAAGUUGAUAAGGCUUCCGGACAUAUUCCUUCAGACAAAUUUGCCAAUUCUCAGGGACUUGUUGGAAGCCUUCCAACCAGUUGAAAAACUAGAUCAUUUCUUUUCAGGGAUCCAAUCAUUUCCAUCGCCCAGGCACAUAGAUUACUUGUAUUGUGGUGUAUACUCAUUUUUUGAGGGUGUCAUGAUGACAGCACGCUCAUUCUCAUUCUUGAUAGCCUCAGAAGUCUUAGAAACUCUGCAGUCAGUUGUUAGCUCAAUUGCUGUGCUACUUGAUAAGUCUUCAGAAGGAAAUGGGAAGAACAUGCAUGUGGGAUACUAUCAGAAAAUUCUUCCUUUUUUACAAAGCAGGCUUGGGUUUUCUGCCCGUGAAUUAUUAGUGCAUGAUCCGGGUAGUGAGGAUUCUGAAAAUGGAUGCAAGAGUAAAGGCGACAUAAUACAGAAGAUACUGCAAAUAUACCUGAAAAAUAGCGAAUCCUCUACUGAUUUACUUGAAGAGUUAGCUUGCACAAUACUGCCUCAGGUCCCUUCAUGCAAAACUAAGAACACACAGGAACCCACCCAUGGGUUUCCAACAUUAUGCCCGACAAUGUUUCUCACAUGGUACCGUGUUCUGCAUGAAGAGAACCUUGAUGCUCUAACCAAAAUGGUCAAGGAAGUCAGAUUGAAGACUCGAGCAGAUGUGCAACAGGAAGCUCUAAAGAAGGUGUUCAUUAAGCUUCAUCAAUCAGUGGAUGUGGUUGUAUCUUUAGUAACUAUGUGCAAGGAUCAUGACAAGGUAGCUGUGCAUGCUAUGGCAGUCAAAUAUGGAGGCAAGUUUGUUGAUAUAUUUCUUAAAG